CUCGCCGCCCUCGCCGCCCCCUCCACUGCCCUAUCGUUCCUCGUGCCGGCCAUGGCCUCGUUCCUGCAGAUUUACCUGAUGGCGGUGCUGAGCCUGGGGCUGGUGGUGUCCGUGGCGGAGGAGAGAUUUGGAUGGGACGCGAUUCGGAUUGGGCACGGCAUCAUGGCGGGGAGGAGGGUGUGUGCGUGGUUGCUGUCGGGGAUGUUCGUGGCGGUUUCGGGGCUGAUCCGGUGGAAGGUGGACGCGGUGGCGGCGGAGGGUGAAACGGGAAUUAAGGAAAAAGCGAUAGUGAUAGUUUCGUACGCAUUUGUGGUGAUUUGGAGUUAUGCGAUCAUGACGGCGUUUUACUCUCACUGUAGAAAACGCCACCCAAUUAAGGAACCCUUACCUGAUCAUAAUCCUGAUCAACAUCUCCAACUUGUUUCCCUUUGAUUCUCUUCAUCUCAUGUAAUUUUGGUUCUUAUUAUUUGUAUAUCUAAGCAUAUGUAUUAAGGCCAAGUCUCUCGUGGUCAAGAUAUUGAUGGCUAAGAAUGGCUAUCUUUUGAUUAGCCAAUAUAAUGUUGACAUCUGGAAUGAUA
Arachis duranensis is the source of this 578-nucleotide messenger RNA. RefSeq lists its product as uncharacterized. NCBI's taxonomy places the organism in Eukaryota, Viridiplantae, Streptophyta, Magnoliopsida, Fabales, Fabaceae. The record is from RefSeq and is a predicted model, not a curated record.